Molecule: messenger RNA, 1203 nt
Organism: Trichomonas vaginalis G3
Lineage: Eukaryota; Parabasalia; Trichomonadida; Trichomonadidae
Exons: 1
Coding region: 1-1203 (400 amino acids)
Source: RefSeq, a predicted model, not a curated record
AUGAAUUAUUUAAUUUCUCCGAAUUUUUAUUCAGCCAUCAACUUAUUACUGCAAAAUGCGCAGCCACAUAACAUGAAGUACUGGAAUGAUUUGAUUUUAAAUCUUUUUGCAUAUAUAAUAGCUAAUCAAGAAGUCAUGGAACUGUUUGUAAAACCAAAUUAUUCUCCACUUCUUGAACAGUAUGCAAAACUUGUUGUUUCGAAUAUAGAUGAUCAGCCAGAACAAUAUUUACAACUAUUUUCAUAUUGUAACUCAAUCCAACUUUUUAAUCAGUUUUAUUCAACGAAUCAAGCAUUACUAAAGCUAAUAAUCGACUUUAUAUCCGAAUGUAUUACGACUUAUACGACAGAUUCUACAAAAACUGAUAUUCUUUUCACAAUUUCAAAUUCAUUUGAAGUAAUGAGUCAAGAAAUUGCAAAUAAGUUUAGCCAAAUGUUUGAUGACUUAAUUGUUAAGCGAUUCGUCUCUAUUUCGAAUCCAGAAACUUCACUUUCCAACUCAAUUUACAUUUUGGCAAACUUGCAAGCCAAAAACGUUGUUUUAACUAUAUUCAAUUAUAUAUCAAAGAAACUACCUCAAUUUAUAGUUUCUGAAGAUGAUCAAAUUUCAUAUCUUUCAUUUAGGCUCAGUACGUUAUUAUUAGAGUACACAAACCCUCGGCUUCAUGAGAAAUACUCGGGAAGAGUUUCUUCUGACUUUACGAACCUUUUGAGAGCGAAUUGGUUUGUAAAUACUGAUACAACGGAAAUUCUUGAAGUUGUUAGGAUGAAUGUUGCGAAAUCUGAACUAGAAGAAGGAAUUGUUAACUGGGAUAUCGAAGAACUCCUUCUUUCCGUGAAAAAAAUUUUAAUUGAUUUAUUAGAUAAAGAAGAGAAAGUUUUUUGUGCAUGCAUUGAAUUUGUAACGGAACUUGCUGCAAAUAAGGAUAACUGCGUGUCAUUUUAUACUCUUUCGAGCGAAUGUGAAAAUGGAAUGUAUAAUUCGAUCAAAGAACUUUGUCUGACUGUUGCAAGACGUAUUGGAAAUAGGCCUUCAACUGUUGAUCAGCUUAAACAAGCUUAUUCGAAACUUUCUGAAAAUAACUACGAAGAUGACAGUGAAGGACUUCUUUUCAGGAAGAUUGUUUUAAUCAUUGAAUUCCUUAAAGAACUGAAUGCUAUAAGUAACGUCAAAAAUUCCUUUAGAAUGUCUUAUUUAGAAUAA